Molecule: messenger RNA, 1863 nt
Organism: Daucus carota subsp. sativus
Lineage: Eukaryota; Viridiplantae; Streptophyta; Magnoliopsida; Apiales; Apiaceae
Product: UDP-glycosyltransferase 72B1-like
Exons: 1
Coding region: 199-1629 (476 amino acids)
Molecular function (GO): UDP-glycosyltransferase activity
Source: RefSeq, a predicted model, not a curated record
UCUUCUCUAGAAAAAUCUGAGAAAGAAAAGUAAUCCCUGUCUUAGGUAAUUUCUUUAAUAACAAUCUGAAUCACUGCUGUGGAUCCACGAGCUUGGUGCCUAUAUACAUGGAAUGCUCAUUCCAUCCCAUGCAUCUCUAAUUCCUCCCGCUUACUCAAUCUCUAUUCUCUCUAUUCCUCCGAUUCUCUCUUGUCUCCCAUGGCCGUUGCCACAAAACCCCAUGUCGCCGUCCUUCCAAGCCCCGGUAUGGGCCACCUCAUCCCUCUUCUCGAAUUCGCCAAACGCCUCGCCACCCACCACGCCGUCCACGUCAGCUUUCUGGUCGUCACCACCGAAUCAUCCCCCGCACAACGCCGCUACCUCGACUCCGCCGCCCUUCCUUCCGAUCUCCACGUCAUCAAGCUCCCGCCUGCUGACGUGUCUUCCGUCAUCACCCCCGACAUGCCUAUCCUCACCAAACUCUCCCUCCUCUGUCGAGAAUCGGUUAAACCGCUUGGCUCGAUAUUCGAGAAAAUCAGCCUGCCGAAAGCCCUGAUCAUCGAUAAUUUCAUGGGCGAUGCAUUCGAUAUUUGUAAGAAUUUUAAUGUUCCCGUGUAUACUUUCUAUACUUCCGCUACUAAAUCCCUGGCAUUGGCUUUAUAUCUCCGAAAGCUCGACAAGGAAGUGGACUGCGAGUUCGUGGAUGUUGCCGAAGGUUCGAUUCGAGUCCCCGGUUGUAAAUCUAUCUACGUUGAUGAUUUGCAGGAUUCACUCAAGAACCGAAAGGCCGAAGCUUACAAAUGGAACAUGCUUCAUGCAAGUAGGUUAACUAUGGCUACUGGGAUUUUUGUCAACACAUGGGAUGACUUUGAGUCCAAGUCCAGUUGGUUUCAUGGCCUAAACAAUGAUCCUUAUUUCCGGAACCUGCCUGCUCCACCGUUAUAUCGGGUGGGGCCGCUGAUCAAGCACGACGAAGCGGUGGCUGAAUCGGACGCUUUUAUAUUGUCGUGGUUGGAUAAUCAAGAAUGUGAUUCUGUGCUUUUUGUGGCGCUUGGGAGUGGUGGUACGAUGACGAGUGAGCAAUUAUCUGAAUUGGCCUUAGGCUUGGAGAUGAGCAAGCAGAAGUUCGUUUUCGUGGUGCGGAAGCCCAGUGACAUUGAUGUUUGUGGUACUUAUUUUAAUGCCGGGAGCAAUGUUGAUGAUCCGAAGACGUAUUUACCAGAAGGGUUUCUAGAUAGGACUAAAGGAGUUGGCUUAGUGGUGCCAACAUGGGCUCCGCAGGUGCAUGUGCUAGGCCAUAAGGCGACUGGGGGAUUCUUGUCUCACUGUGGAUGGAACUCGACGUUGGAGAGCAUGGCGUAUGGAGUGCCGAUAAUUGCCUGGCCUUUGUUUGCGGAGCAGAGGAUAAAUGCAACGUUGUUGACGGAGGAGGUGGGGGUGGCGGUGAAGCCGGAGGGGGUGUUGCAGGGAGGAAGGAGAGUGGUGAGGAGGGAGGAAGUGGAGAGAGUUGUGAGAUUGGUGAUGGAAGGUGAAGAAGGGAAGGUCAUGAGGAAUCGGAUGGGAGAGCUGAAAGAGAGUGCGGCCAAGGCACUAAAACAUGGGGGAUCAUCUUAUGACUCCCUUUCUUGUGUUGUGAAAUCGUGGAAGUAAUAUGACUAGAGGCUGAACAAAUGUUGUCUAUUUCUUAGAGUUGAGUUGAAAAUUGUGGGAUUGGAAGGAUUGUAUGGCAGUAGAAUAGCAUCUUAAUAUGGAUGGAGUAUGAACCGAAUUGUCCAUUUAAGAAAUGGGCCUCGUGUAAUUUUUAUCUGUUGGACUGAAUAGAUUUGUAAACAAAUAUUUUACUGUCUAGAAUGAAUUUGAAAAGACUGAAAUGAAAAUUUCGAA